Molecule: messenger RNA, 981 nt
Organism: Botrytis porri
Lineage: Eukaryota; Fungi; Ascomycota; Leotiomycetes; Helotiales; Sclerotiniaceae
Exons: 1
Coding region: 1-981 (326 amino acids)
Source: RefSeq, a predicted model, not a curated record
AUGCGACCGCGAAAUGAUCUCACAACAACUGCACCAGCUUCAGUUCUUCAACAGAACCCCGGAUGUGCCUUAGUUAGCUCCACACUAUUCAAAUGCGAAUCGAUCAGUCCCGGCUUUACCUCUCUUGUCCCAUCAGCACAAGCACAAUGUCUGUGUUAUGAUUCUUCGAAAUGGGUUCCGACAAUAUUUGACAAAGCGGUACAGACUUGUGCCGAUUUUGCAAGUACAGCCGUGCUAAGCGCAUACCCGGCAUUUGUUAACUUGGAGGGAUUCUGCGGUAAUAUUGGAAAUAUAAUGACGACAAAGGAGCCUGCUACUAUCUCUUCUAUUUCGACUUUUGAAUCUUCAACUCAGACUCCGACAACACAUAGUGUGAUACCAGCUUGCAAUACUGCUUUAUCUCUGAUACAAUCUUGUGUUGGCCUGGUUCCAGGGUUUAUAGCUUUGAGUCCUUCUCAACAGGCUUCAUGCCUGUGUUACGCGAGUGUCGCAUCUUGGAUCCCAAAGUCCUUUGAUAAUGCUAUGGAGACUUGUUCACAAUUUGCGCAAAGUGAAAGGGGGAUUGCAGGGUUAGUCUCGACAGUUGAUAUGUUCAAUGGUAUCUGUGAAAGUAUGGGAAACGUAUGGACAACGGAGGGAGUCGUUUCAUCUAUGACCACCUUGCACCCCAUAACGUCAUCUGACGUGGGCCCGGAUCCCUCGACUUCAAUAAACUCUCCAUCACCAGCCAGUAUACCUGGAUCUGCCAGUUCGGUCAUAUCAACCGUUGCUAUUCCUUCCCCCACCCAGACCACGCGUUCGAUUGUGAAAACAAUCUCGGUGACAUCGAUAAGUAGAUCAAUGACCAGUACAGCUUCAAUGCCUGUGUUUGGAGGAAUCGACACGAGUCAAGACGGAAAUCAAGAACUGAAAGAUGUUAGUGAUCCGAUGGUUAUAUUGAUUAGUUUUGCAUGUGCAGCGUUGGUGCUUUUUUUAUGCUAG